Molecule: messenger RNA, 4113 nt
Organism: Sceloporus undulatus (fence lizard)
Lineage: Eukaryota; Metazoa; Chordata; Lepidosauria; Squamata; Phrynosomatidae
Gene: ATXN10
Product: ataxin 10
Exons: 11
Biological process (GO): neuron projection development
Cellular component (GO): cytosol
Source: RefSeq, a predicted model, not a curated record
UAUUACAUUGCUGGCCUGUGUUCACCUUGUGGUCUGGUAGAUCCCCAAAAUCCUCUUCACGUGUACUGUUGCCAAGCCAGAGAAACAGCAACUGAGAACCUAUUCCAAAACCUCCUGCAAAUUUUGAGGAAAGUUUCAAAUGAAAUCGACGGGGCCUGUCAGGAUGCCACUACACUUCUGCAUCUAGAUUCUUAUUUGCUCCUGCUGUCUGAAUGUUUCAGAUGCCUUCGAAAUGCCUGUGUUCAGUGUGCCAAUAAUCAGAACGUUAUGAGAAAUUUGGGUCUCAUUGAUGAAUCUAUCCAUCUUAUCCAACUGCUUCAGAAAUUGGAUAGUGGUGUGGAGUCAUUGUUGACAGUCUUCCGUUGUAGCCUCCAGUUUCUUGGAAACAUUGCAACAGGAAACAGUGAAUCCCAGAACACGAUUUGGAAACUUGCUUUCCCUACUCUUUUCUUGAAUUGCUUAAAUCAUCAGGAUGAGAAGAUUGUUGCCUACUGCUGUAUGGUUCUUUCAGUAUGCCUUAACCCUCAGAGAAUGAAAGAACUGCAGGAGGAACACAACUUGAAUAUAGUCGUUGCCGUUUUGAAAGCAUACAGAAGGCACUCGGAAUCAGAAUGGAUGUUCUUGAUUAUUACCAACCAAUUGCUGAAGUGCCCAGAGUUGGUCAAAGCCAUGUAUGCCAAACUGAGCAAUCAAGAAAGGACUGUUCUUUUAAAGCUAAUAUUGUCAGAAAUUGAUGGAAAUAAUUUGGUUAUCAGGGAAGAAAUGGCCAAAUUCCUUUCAAGUUGUUUUCAGGAGAAAUGUCAGGCUGUGCUAAACUUGGCUUCUACAAUGGACAAUGACAAUGAGGAAGCACUGGUCACAGUUGGGCUCCUUGAUGUUCUUUGUGAAGUUACAUCAAACACUGGACAACUGGAAUGCUUGCAGGCUUGCCCUGAUUUGCUUGAGGCUGUUGUCACUAUUUUGCGACUUACACAUCUUUCUGGGAAGCAGACAACUAACAUCUUCACAGCAACUCAUUUGGCAAGAGAGCAGGAGCAAAUCUCUCAUCCAGCUAUGGACUUUAAAUCUCAUCUAAUUCGGUUGAUUGGAAAUUUAUGCUAUAAAAACAAGACUAAUCAAGACAAGGUUUAUGAAUUAGAUGGCAUCCCGUUGAUCUUGGAUAAUUGUAGUAUUGAUGGCAAUAAUCCUUUUGUAAGCCAAUGGGCAAUAUACACAAUCCGCAACCUCACUGAACGGAAUGAGAGAAACCAGGAGCUCAUUGCACAGAUGAAGCAGCAAGGACUGGCCGACAAUUCUGUUCUUGAAAGCAUGGGAAUGGAAGUUGAGCAGCAUGGCCAGAAGCUAGUUUUGAAAUCUGCCAGAAAGAUGCCAGAUCAAUAAAUAGUUAAAAUGUCAAAGAUGUUCACCUUCACAUAUGACAUCAAUAUGCUACAGGUAUAAAACUUUCAGCGUCAUCAAAAAUCUGUUUGUUGAAGUAAUGUUAUAUUAUGGUAUCUUAGGGUGUCAUUCAAUGGAAUCCAGGAGAGACUUUCACCAAUGAAACAAAAAGGGAGACAUUUUUUACUGGUUCUCUAUUCUUCACACUUUGUUCAUUUCUCCAUUGAAAUCUGCUCCAGUGGAUUGGGAAAAGUGUGGCAGAUGGUCUCCUCAUUCUGCUGACAGGGUCUUCAGCCAUUGAAAGAGCACUUUAUCAGUGGAGUGGCACUGGUUCAUACAGUCCCAAAACUAAUUAAACCCCUUGACCCUUUCUGGAUUUUAUAAAAGUGGUAAGUGAACUGCGGAUCCUAAAUUCUAGAUCUUUUACUGAUAAAUGUUUUAGAGAUAAUGAAGAGGAGAGGUUCUUGCUUGUGUGGUAAUUCUCCAUGUGAUCCAGCAUCCUAGAAAAAUAUAAAUCUUGCUUGCAUUGAAAGACUCUUUGUGAAUAGGAACCUCUCUUCAGAAAUGUUGCUUUCCACAUAGGGAAAAUGACAAUGAAAUGCAAUUGGUUCAGUGUGAUGAAUGUGAAAGAUGCAGUGAUUAAGAAAACCUUGUUGGUAGCACCUCAACAGGACUUAAUGUGUUUUCCUAAUGCUACAACAAAAGAUGCACAUGUGGCCCCACUUCCUUCGAAGCUUCCUCCAGGUCUUAUGUGUCUGACCCAUAUGCAAAAAGUUUUCCCUUGUAUAAAUACCUAUCAUUCCCUCCCAUCCCACUUUUGGAAGGGGAAAACUUUGGAAGCAGAGAUAAAGCAUGAGUCAGGAAUGAUGUUUGGUGAUAAUAUCCCUCUUCUAAAGGAUAGCUGAAAUGUGCCCUAAUGUGUCUUAACCAUUAGAAAUCCUGCUCGUGUUGCUUAUUGCACAUUAAAUGACACACUCAAACUCUGUAUGUAUAUGUAUUGUUAAUACAUUAAAUAGCAACCUAUACAUAUUCUGUCUCAUAUUCUUUUUCUAUAAUUUAUUUUUAAAAAAACAAAUUAAAUACCAGCACUGGCAUUAUAGUGUUAUAUCGCUCUGUCCCGUCUCUCUUUCUGAAGAACAUGGUGUUCGCUUGAAUUUUUUUCAUUCUCUUAGUAAAUCAUCUUAUGUUUCUUUUCUUUUACUUAUUUAUUUAUUUAUUUUUCUUCUCGUGGCUUUCUCUAAACUCUUGAAAACUUAAGAGGUCGUUUCUCACUGUGAUUAAUUCUAGCCAUUUCUUUUCAUUCUCUGCCUUUCCAAAACAUUGACAGAACUCAUUUCCAAUUAAUUAAUUCAAGAGAGACAGAAGAAUGGAAGGAUCUGCCUCACUAUUUUGGAUACUAUUCUGUAUUGUUGUUGAACUCUGCCACUCUGGAAUGUGGCAUGAAUUGGAUGGGUGGGAGAGAGACAGUGGUCAGUUAACUCCCUGUGCCCCAGAUUGUCUGUCUUGGGAUCAAAAACAAAAACCACAACAGAUUUAUUCCUGAUUUCAUUAUAUGCACACUUCAGUUGUCAAACCUAAGAACUUCUAAAACCAAAUCUUAUUUAAAAUGAGAUUAUUCAAUGCUACUACAGUUUCUUUGUGUUUGGCCUUAUGGAGGAAUAAACAUCUAGCCAGGCACAAUUACAGUGACAGACAUAUUUCAGCAAAACCAUAUCAAAAGUAAAUAUUAUCUAUCCCUCAUCUAUCUGUCACUCAUCAUCUAUCACUGUUCAGCGUUUUGAUAGAUCAGUGAGGAGCUGGCUCAGUAUUAGGUCAGCUAUGAACCCUCUGAGGGCAGGAAAAAAAUGCAAAGAAGCUUUGCAUACAGCGUUAAAAUUGUGUGCACUACGUUUAAUGUACUAUGAGCUUGCCUUUUUUCCCAUUGUAUCAGUACUUUCAAGUAAGGUUGGUUACUAGUGAAAUAUAACCAUACCCAUCAGAGAACAAUGAGCAGCAACAAAUACAUGUAAAUAAGUUCUGGUUUUGGUGCAUUUUCCCAUCUGUUGUAAAUACAUAAUAGAUCUUUAUUUUGUCAUUUGAAUUCCAAAGGGGAAUUUGCAAGUUUCACAGGAGAAAACGUACUGGUGACUCUAUUGAGAGUGGCUGGCUUUCAGUUUGGUAGAAUGGAUUAAUGAUUUAAGCAAAACAGUUCCCCUGUCCUCCAGUGAAGUCUUCUAUGGGGUGUGUUUUGCAUGCUAGAGGGCAUUAACUGGUGAUUAAAAUGUGUUUGAAAGGGGUAAAAAAAGUUGUUGGAUCAAAUCUUGUGGUAAUCUUACUGGUUUUAAGAGUUUAUAAAUAAAAUAAAUCAAUUUUCUUUUUUCCAUUCUUUAAAAAAAGGUUGAUCAGGAUUUUAAUGAUAAUGGGUGACUGUGUGUGUGUGUGUGCACGCACAUAUGUUUUAAUUUGUGACAGGAAGGUAUGAAUAAACUCUGUAAAUGAAUUGCAUGCUGUGCCUUUUAGUAGCUUUUGAAUCAUGGGGUCCAAGAGAUAUCUUCUCUCUAGCUCACUUGUGAUGUCUCUUUUAUUACAUUUUAUUACAUACAUCAAUCCAUAGUACAUUAGCAUUCCUAAAGCAAAAAUGGCCAAAACAUAUAUUUUUGAUAUGUACAGUAUGUCCUGCCCCAAUAUUUCUUAAUAUAUCCAAAUGAUUGUUUGUUUGUCAGAAUGAAUUCCGCUUUCAUUUCAGUUGUUCUGCAU